This is a messenger RNA of Glycine soja, 1104 nucleotides long. RefSeq names its product protein PIN-LIKES 3-like. NCBI's taxonomy places the organism in Eukaryota, Viridiplantae, Streptophyta, Magnoliopsida, Fabales, Fabaceae. The transcript has 10 exons. The coding region runs from base 1 to 1104 and encodes 367 amino acids. Gene Ontology annotation, cellular component: membrane. Gene Ontology annotation, biological process: endoplasmic reticulum to cytosol auxin transport. The record is from RefSeq and is a predicted model, not a curated record.
AUGAGAAUUUUUGAAAAAAUCGUCGUUAAGCUUCGUGAGUUAAGGAUGAUUUUUGGAAAAUCGUCACGGAGAGGUUGCUACCUUGAAACCCCUCAGUCUCUCACCGUCGUGGUUUCACCUUUGUGUAGCCGCGCAGUGCCACCAUUGUCGUGUUCUCGUGUCGCCGUCAACGUUGAAGGUGUGAACCCUCACUCUCACUUUCGCCUCUGCCAUGCCGCGACGUUGAAGUCUAGUAACCUAGUUGUUUCAAAUUAUUGUAAAAAUUUCGUAAAUUUAUUGGGAAAAGAUGCAAGGAUUCAAGUGAAUCAACUUGUGCAUUAUGUGUUCAAUCAUGCACUGGUGGGUGGCAAUUUGGCCGACAGGAUUACUUUUGAGAAUGUUGUUUUACUGUGGUUCAUGCCGGUCAAUAUCCUCUUGACAUUUAUAAUAGGCUAUGCCUUAGGAUGGAUCCUUAUCAAAUUAACAAAGGCUCCCAAACACUUGGAAGGGCUAAUAAUGGGUGUCUGUUUUGUAGGAAAUUUAGGAAACUUGCCUAUAAUCAUUAUCCCGGCUAUCUGUAAAGACAAAGGUAGUCCUUUUGGAGACUCCAAUGUCUGCUGUCAAUAUGGAAUGGCUUAUGCUUCACUUUCUAUGGUGGUUGGAGCUGUUUAUAUAUGGACUUAUGUCUAUAACAUAAUGAGAGUUUCUACAAGUGUAGUACCAAAAGAUGAUUAUAGAACUAACUCCUUCAGACUGGAGGCUUCAGAAGAAUUCCUAGAAUUCUUACCAGAGGAAGAAUCCUCAGAACCUGAAAAUCCACCAAAGGACAACAUGAUGUAUUACACAUUUCUGCUUUCUUCAAUUGAAUCUGAGGAGAAUGUGAAGUUACCGAUCUCAGCUAAAAUCAAACACCAAAUUGGAAAGCUUUUAGUCAACUCCAAUUUCAGAGCUAUAUUUUCACCAGCAACUCUUGGAGCGAUUGUUGGCUUUAUUGUUGGAGUAGUUCCCCAGAUACGUAAGUUGAUGAUUGGCGGUGAUGCUUCACUUCAUGUGAUUCAAGACUCUGUUACCAUGGUUGGGUAUGUAUGCAUCCCAAAACUUAUUUUUAAUUUGAAAUUACACUAG